UAUUCAAACACGUUUUGAAUGCCGAUCGAAAAGCAUACCCCCAAAAUUCCAAAAACCACAAGCCCAGCGCCCCAGCGCCAUAAAUUGUUCCGCCUUCCGACUUUCAGCUCCGAUCGGGUAAAAGGAGCCGCCUGGACCUUCUGACAUGGACGGAGGAGGGGACAACCAGCUGGCGGCGCGGUCCUUGGGCAGGCAACGCGAAGCCUUUUCUCACUACGCCGGUCCGCCCGCGGCCAUCCUGCAAGGACCCGAUCCUGGCCAGGGCGACGCGUUUGCCCUGCAGAUGGCUAUACAGGCCUUCAUCCUAGCCGAACUCGCCGAGGACUCUGGCUUCGAGUCCGGCAGCGAGGGCGACUAGCAGAAUAGAAGGGUCUUCCAGACCUAGAGACUGAAUUGAUACUUUAGUAAAUGGCAACCAUGUGUAAAGCAUCAAAUAUAUAGCUUCUUGUAUCGCAUGUGGCACCAA
Messenger RNA from Drosophila erecta, 466 nucleotides. RefSeq lists its product as uncharacterized. Lineage: Eukaryota; Metazoa; Arthropoda; Insecta; Diptera; Drosophilidae. The transcript has a single exon. The coding region runs from base 146 to 358 and encodes 70 amino acids. The record is from RefSeq and is a predicted model, not a curated record.